Molecule: messenger RNA, 939 nt
Organism: Capsaspora owczarzaki ATCC 30864
Lineage: Eukaryota; Filasterea; Ministeriida; Capsasporidae
Product: proteasome beta 4 subunit
Exons: 4
Coding region: 29-835 (268 amino acids)
Cellular component (GO): proteasome core complex
Source: RefSeq, a predicted model, not a curated record
CUUCAGUCGUCCUUUCCCCGUCAACACAAUGUCCGGCACUGGGCUUUCGUUUGAGCGCAAUACGUUCAUGCCAGCAAUGGCCAUGAAUCUCAACCGGCCGUCCUCUGCCUCUGCUGCUGCGUCCAACGCAAUGCGCCCGCUCUCAGCACCGGCCACAGACGGACCCACCCGACACACAUCAAACCCGAUCGUCACUGGCACCUCAGUGCUCGCCAUCAAGUACGCUGGCGGCGUCGUCGUCGCUGCAGACACGUGCGGCUCGUACGGCAGCCUUGCCAAGUUCCGAAACAUUUCGCGCAUGAACACGGUUGGCAGCAAGACGCUCCUCGCCAUGUCUGGCGACUAUGCCGACUAUCAAUACGUCAAGAAGACUUUGGAUGAUUUGGUAAUUGAAGACGAGUGCGUCAACGAUGGCCACCAAUUGUCAUCGUCCUCCAUCUUUAGCUACUUGAGCCGUGUCAUGUACAAUCGCCGCUCCAAGAUUGAUCCUCUUUGGAACACUUUUGUUGUUGCUGGCUCGUCCAACGGCCAACCAUUCCUAGGAACGGUCGACAAGGUCGGCGUUGCUUACACAGAAAAUCACAUUGCGACCGGCUAUGGCGCAUACAUGGCGUUGCCUUUGAUGCGCGAUGCUUAUGCCGCAAAUCCCAACAUGACCCUCGAGCAAGCGCAAACAGUCAUCAACGAGUGCUUGAAGGUCAUGUACUACCGCGAUGCUCGCUCCUGGAACCAGUACGAAAUGGCAGUCAUCACGAACGACGGCGUCAGCAUUUCGCAACCAUACACCUUGCCAACAGACUGGUCAAUUGCCACCAUGUUCCAAGGUUAUGAAUAACAAAAAACCCAUGGGCUGGUUUUCUUUUGCGCGCUGAUGAAAAUGUCCAGUUUACGUUGUUUUGUGAAAGAGAAUCAAAUUGUGUUUAGCUGAAAAAACCAUAC